Molecule: messenger RNA, 5520 nt
Organism: Lolium perenne
Lineage: Eukaryota; Viridiplantae; Streptophyta; Magnoliopsida; Poales; Poaceae
Molecular function (GO): protein binding
Source: RefSeq, a predicted model, not a curated record
UUUCCAGUCUUUCUUCCCCUUUGCUCUGCGUGCACCAAAAGCAGCAGCGGCAAGAGGCCGAGAGCCCGUCCCUCGAUUUCAUUCAGCCAGUCUCCACCAAUCCGGAACCUGUUCGAUAAAAUGCUUCAGGGGGGCGAAGGGCGGGGGCCGCCGACCGACGGGACAGCGGGGACUUCCGACGGGGACGGCGGUGGUGGCGGCAGCGGAGGCGGUGGCCGUGGCCGCGACCGCAUCAGUGACCUCCCAGACAAGAUGCGCCACCAUAUCUUUUCCUUCAUGCCUGCGUGGGAGGUGGUCCGCACGAGCAUGCUCUCGAGGCGGUGGCGCAACAUCUGGGCCUCCGCGCCGUGCCUCGACAUCCACUAUCCGUGCGGCUGCGUCGACGGCCCCAACGCCGGCCAGGAUUGGUACGCCCAGUUCGUCAAGCACCUGCUUCUCAAGCGCAGUUUGUUCGAGCCGCUGGACACGCUCCGGCUGCAUUGGAACCACGACGACGCCAACACGUGGAUCGAGCAUGCUCUCAGACGCAAUGCGAGACAUAUCGAGCUAUCCGGUGAUCAGCAUCGACCAAGGCUGCGACCAAAGUACUGGAUCUUCCUUUAUGGCAACCUCAAGAUCCUGCAUCUCAGCCACUUGGAAAUGAACAACAACCCCCUCUCGCAGCUCUGUUCUAGGUGCACCUCUUUGGAGGAACUAGAGCUCAAGAACGUCUACAUAUAUGCCUCGCACAUUCAAUCAACCUCACUCAAGCGUUUGACUAUGGUCAGAUGCGUCAACCGUUGCGGCCUCUCUGUUGAUGCUCCCAACCUUGUUUACCUGCGCUGCAUCAGACCUCACAAUUUUGUUCCUCGGAUCGUGGACUCGUGCUACCUAUUGACAGCCACUAUCAUGCUUGACGACACUUGCUUGACGUCUCGUUUGGCCCCUUGCCGCAGCUGUGCGAAUGAUGAGAACCCUGUGCACGGUGAAUCUCAGUCUGCAUCUGAUGAUAGUAGGCCUGAAGAUUCUGAUUCUGAGGACCCUGGGCACAGUGAAUCUCAAUCUGCAUCUGAUGAUAGUAGGCCUGAAGGUUCUGAUGCUGAGGUCCUUGGGCACAGUGAAUCUCAAUCUGCAUCUGAUGAUAGUAGGCCUGAAGGUUCUGAUUCUGGGGACCCUGGGCACAGUGAGUCUCAAUCUGCAUCUGAUGAUAGUAGGCCUGAAGGUUCUGAUGCUGAGAACCUUGGGCACAGUGAAUCUCAAGCUGGACCUGAUGAUAAUAGGUCUGCAGAUGCUGAGGACCUUCGGGACACUGAAUCUCAAUCUGAACCUGCUGCUGAUAGCUCUGCCGUAUCAGAUGCUGAGCACCCGGACAACAAUGACGAUGAUGCUGAGAUUGCAGAUGUGUAUUCAGGUGACGAUGAUGAUUAUGACGACGAUGAGAUUGCAGAUGUGUAUUCAAGUGAGGAUGACUGCUACGGAACUCCAACUCGUGGUGGCCAUGGCAUUCUUCGCAGCCUCUCCAAUGUGAUAACAUUGAACUUGAGAGCACACUAUGGGCAGCUUCUACUAUUCAAUGAAAUUAAGAACUGCCCUGAGUUCAGAAACCUGAGGACUCUAUCGCUUGGUGAAUGGUGCACAGAUCCCGGCUUUGAUUCAUUGUCAACCAUGCUGGGGAAAUCGCCCAACUUAGAGAACCUUUUUAUUCACCUCCCGGCCUACAGCAAUCCAAGAGAAAGAUCAUUUACUUGCAACAACCUGAGGGUGAAGAUCUCAUAUUCAAUGAGCGAUGGCAGACUGGCCCAUCAGUUGGAAACCUUCUUAUGCGCCAAUUAUGGUUCAAGGGAGAAGCGCAAGGUGCAGGACGAAGCUGCCAGUAGCCCAGCGAAGUAAGGUGUGGCUUGCAUAGUGCAUACUGCUUCUAAAUGAGGACCAGCUUGUUACUGUCCUACCAUGUCAGUAAGUGUUUUUUUUUCGAAACGAGGCAACCGUGUCGGUAAGUGUGACCUUGGGGUAAAUUGCAGCCGGGACGCAAUUGCUCAGAUGGCAGACACAGUAAAUGGCAGAUUUUUGUCAGGUGCAUCGCGCCGUCGAGUUCUUAAUGCUGGUAAAUCAGUACAUGUGUUUGUUGUGUUCCAUGUAGAUGUUAGAUCAAAAUGUAUAGUGACUCUGAAGCCUGUGGUAUCCUCUGCAGUCCUCCUAGGAGGAGCACUGCACGGAUUGAUUUGGCACUUGGUGAGCCUGGAUCCGCACUCUGAGUUCCUCAAUGCUGUUGGUGUUUGUGAGUUGUGACUAGGAUGGAUGGUUGGUUAACUGAGUUUCUGGGAUUUGACCGGCAAAAGUCCAUAAAACUCUUGUGCAAUUUUGCUAUUAAUCAGAUUCUGAAUCAGAGAUACUUCUAUCGCAUUUCAUUUCUGUCAAACUUGUAUACUGGAGAUCCUGAAAAAUGUAAAAAUAACAGGUAGAUAUGAAUUGAGCUAGUAGCAUAUUGUCACAGAUAGCCACUGCGAGAAGUGCUUGUCCCGAAUUGCAUUAGAGCCGGAAGCGCCGAAAGAGGUGUAAAAAGGAGGGUCAACCUGUCGGCUCAAGAGAUGCGUCUUAAUUAAAAACGAGCAAGUUGAAUGCAGUUGCUCCCCCGAGCAAAAUCCCAAGUACAGUAUUGGUUGAUGGCAUAGACGAUCGAUUACAAUAGUUGCGAAGAUAGGAACAUCGAUGUAAGCCUGGCAACGAAGACCAAAUUAAGCAAUCUCGGGCGGGGACCUCCACCAGCGAGCUCUGCCCCGGCGGCGCGGCGACCUCCAUCACCACCCAGCACGGCAGCACCCGUACCCGGUGAUCCUGCCGGUUGACAGGUCUCGCGCGCUCUCACACCUGGCUACGGCACGUCCGCGUCUCCCGAGCUCGGCGGCGCGUCGAGAUCUGCCUAGACGGUGCGGCCGUGUCCUCCGAGCUUGGCGUAGCGAUUUCAGUCAUUGUAGACUCUGGCAGGUGAUUUCCGCUUACUCUUCUUUACACCUCACUGUUUUAUGGUUCAGCAAUGCUACAACUACGGACGUAGGUCUAGGAUUAUUGUUUAUGGUUCUGUUCAUCGGUCCAGGUCAGGGUUCUCUAUUUUCUGCACACAAAAAAAUACCGGAUUGACUGUUACGGAUUUUGUUUAUUUGUGUUCGGAGAAAAGAGAAAUUUAGGAAUCAAUUGGGAUGACACUUCAUUUCAGAUAAAUAGUGCUUAGAGCCUUAGACUGACUACAUGUGAUUUGGAGAGUAGUACAAGUCACCAAAUAUAUAUUUUUAUAGGACAUUCCAAAACUGUAACUUUCAGUAUUAGAAAUUCAUGCUCCAAUCCCUCUGUCCCAUAAUAUAAGAUGUUAUUACAACCUGCUAACUGUAUAUUGAUUGUAAUAACAUCUUACAUUGUGGGAAUGAGGGAGUAUGUUUUUAGCUACUCUCUAAGAGGCAUGUCCAUGUGGUUUUAUAGGGCAUCACUGCCUCGAUGGCCUACACUUUUUGCAUGGCUAUGAGCCAAUGAUGCUGGGACCCGAACACACAGGUGGUCAAAUUACAGAGAUCGAUCAAUCGGUUCAUGCUGGCAAAAGGCGAAGAUCAAAGUCCAAGGUGUGGAAGGAGUUUACCCCGCUGUUUAGUGGUCAGAGCGCAGAGUGUAAACAUUGUCGAAAGCAGCUUAGCGCAAAGAGUUCAGGAGGAACCAGUCAUUUGUCCCGGCAUCUAAAGAUCUGCUCUGCACGACCUGGAAACACCACGAACAGCCACACUGUUUAGCUCCACAGCCUCUUGAAGAGCUCUCUAAGACUACAAGCACAAACCUUUGCCCGCUUCCAGUCAUGAGCAAUGCAGGUUUUAGGCACGUUUUGGCUGGUAUGUAUCCUACUUCUAGCAUGAUAUCACGGGUCGCCACUGAAGAACAGUUCAUCACUAUGUUUCAGAAUGAAAAGCUGAAACUUAGGGAGGAAAUAGCAUUUGCACCCGGGGGAAUUUUCUUGUCUGUUAGAAACUGGGAACUUGGACAGCAAGCUUUUACGUGUAUGACAGUGCACUUCAUUAAUAGGGACUGGAAGAUGCACAGAAGAAUCAUCAGAUAUUUCUGUUCACACCUUGGAUACAAGCCAGAAUACUAUAUCGGCAUCUUGCCUAAUUGGCAAAGUUUCAUGUGUAUAUCUACUAAUCUACCACGACAAACAGUCGAGGAAUAUAGUCUUGAGAAUAAGCUUUUGGGAAUUGUGUUGUGUGAGUCAGUGGAGGAUACAAUGAUAUUGGACUUGGAGAAGAUUCUUACAGGGAAGAACUAUCUUCUUGCCAAAUGUAAGUUAAUAAAUAUACCAUGUUCGGUGGAUGUGCUUCAUCAGCUCUUCAUUUCUGUUCCGAAUGGCGAUGGAAACAAGUAAAAAAUGGAUUGAUUACAUGACGUACUCUCCACUAUGGAAGGAAAAAUAUCAACAAAUUCUUUCGAGAAUGUACCUUCACAGACCCUCUUUCGGUUCCAAGAGAUGGUACUCGACUUUCUACCUAAUGGAGGCUGUGUUGCAAUUCAAUAAGAAAUUUCCAAAUCCUAUACAGAUGGACUCUGGUUGGUAUCCGUCCAAACCAUCUUCCGAGUCACUUGAAGCAGCAGAAAGUUUCUGUCUGGUUGCAAGGCCUAUUUAUCAUGCAAUCAGAGUAUUAUCCAGCCCUCGCUCGGCUAGCAAUUCAUAUUUCCAUGCACUCUGGAGUGUGAGGACAGUUCUGCAGGAGUCAUCUGGUAACAUGUGUAUGGAGCGUGUUCUUGAUAUCAAGGACAUGUUGAAAACUUUUGAUGAAAAAUGGACAAAAUUGUAUUUGUGGCUGUCUGUGGCUGUCUGUGGCUGUCGUGCUAGAUCCUAGAUAUAAGAUGAGAUUUCUUGAACAUUGCUUUAGACAAGCAUACGGUAAUAGUGCCAAAAUGUACAUAUCUGAUGUGCGAGGAAAGAUUUAUGAGUUAUUUUUUCGAUACUGUUGCCGUGCUGAUGAACCGAGCAGAAACAACAAUAACGGCAUGGAGAUGAAUACUAAUAGCAGUGAACCAUUAGGUUUCACAGAUCAGAAUUAUCAUGAAAAAACAUCAUAUGAUGAUUCUUUGAGCGAACUCCAUGCGUACCUGGAUGGAAAGCUCUGUUCUCCGAAUGAUAUCAACUACCUAAGCAGGGAAGCCUUAUCUCAGGAUGGCCAUUUUGAUAUCCUGGAAUGGUGGAAGGCUAAUGCUUCCAUAUACCCAGUACUUGCUGCGGUCGCACACGAUGUCUUAGCAAUAUCUGCAUGUGCGGUCUCAGAAGAAUCCGCAUUCGAUGAAACCGAUGAACGGGUCUAUCUGUUCAAUCAAAAGCUGAGUCAUGAAAUGGCAGAAGCUGUAAUCUGCACUCAGGAUUGGUUCCAAGAUUCAGGAAGGAGUGACACGAAUGGUGUGAACUGCUGUGUGCCUAUUUAACUCACGUGACAGAGACUCUGGAGUGGACCGGGGUUUCUAAAUUGGCAACUCGCAGGCUGUACUUUGCAAUAAGUAGGUUCAGAGUCA